CUAUAGAACUGACUGGGAAUUGUCCCCUGCUGCUCCCUGUAACUCCCUUCUCAUGUGUCCCUGACAUUCCCAUCCCCUGUACUCACAUCUCCAGCCUCAUCUACUGGGACAGACCUUCUGAUGGAUCUCAGGCACUUCUGAUACACAGUGAGUGUGGGGCCCUCCUCUCUGCACACAGAGGCCCCGCCCAUUCCCAACAUGGAGUCACACGUGUCCUGUUCUCCAGAGAUGGAAACAAGGAGGUUAGAGGGGAAAUGGGAGAAUGAAGAGCCGGACACUGAGGAUCCUCUGGACACAAUAAAGAGGGAAAUGGAUCCCAUUUCUGGGGCCGCUUCCCCAGAGCCACAACCAGAAAUAUUACAGAUAAAGAUAAAGGAGGAAGAUCUGGACAUCGGAGAUCACGUGAAUUUAACUGAAAAUGCUACAGGGUCACUCACUUAUGGGGAUCAUUCGUUGAAUGGUGAACUGAACUGGGACAUCUCCAAAACAUGGCUCGGACAAUGGAGAUCAGAGGUCCCGGAGUCCAGUGGUCCCGCUAGUUCUUUGGAUACAGAAAAUGGUAAAACUUUAUAUAUAGAGAACCCGCUGCACAAAACACAGAGGAUUGACGCAGGGUUGAAACCUCUUGUCCGUAUGGAUCAUGGGAAAAACAUUAGUCAGAAAAGCAACUUGAAGAGAACCAAGAGGAUUCACACCGGGGAGAAUCUCUUCAUCUGCAGAGAAUGUGGGAGAAGCUUCACGUUCAGGAGCAGCCUCCAAAACCACAUCAAAAUCCACUCCGGCGAGAGAGUUUUCAAAUGUAGGGAAUGUGGCAAAUGUUUCCCCAUAAAGAACGAACUUCGCAAACAUUAUAAGGUUCACACUGGGGAGAAACCCUUCACCUGUACUGAAUGUGGGAAGAGCUUCUCUCAGAAGAACAAUCUCCUGGCGCACAAGAGGAUUCACACGGGGGAGAAGCCAUUCGCAUGCGUGGAAUGCGGCAGAAGGUUCUCCAUAAAGAGCAACCUUAUAUCACACAUGAGGACUCACACGGGCCAGAAACCCUUCACCUGCACGGAAUGUUGGAAGCGUUUUCCCCAGAAGUACCAGCUUCUCAUUCACAUGAAUAUUCACACCGGCGUGAAACGCUUCCCCUGUACAGAAUGUGAGAUGGUAUUUAAUUUAAGGAGCGCUCUCCAAAGACACCAGGCCAGUCAUUCCGGGGAUAAACCCUUCUCAUGUACGAUGUGCGAUAAGGGCUUCUCCGGAAAUAGCAGCCUCCUUACGCACCAGAAAAUCCACACAGGGGAGAAACCAUUUACCUGCACCGACUGUGGGAAAAACUUUUGUCAAAAGAACGAUCUUCUGACACACGAGAGGGUUCAUACGGGGGAGAAACCAUUCACUUGUGUGGAAUGUGGGAAAAGCUUCUCCAAUAGGAGCAACUUUCAUAAACACCAAAAAAUUCACACGGGAGAGAGGCCGUUUGCCUGUAAAGAAUGUGGGAAACGGUUCUGUCAGAAGAGCAACCUCCUCAGCCACCAGAAGCUGCACACGGGCCUGAAACCUUUUGGGUGCAUGGAAUGCGGGAGAUGCUUCUCUACAAAGAACGAACUUCUUAAUCAUGAGAAAAUUCACACCGGGGAGAAACCAUUCACCUGCACAGACUGUGGCAAAAGCUUCUCCCGGAAAAACCUUCUUCAUUCGCACAGAAGGACUCACACAGGAGAGAAACCGUUCAUAUGCGCUGAAUGUGGCAAAAGCUUCUAUCAGAAGAGCAGUCUCCUGGCGCACGAGCGGAUUCAUAGUGACGACAGGCCGUUUGCAUGCACUGAAUGCUGGGAAAGGUUUUCUCAAAAGUACCUGCUCCUGAGGCACAUGAACAGGCACAAGGGGCUAAAACCUUUCACAUGCACAGAGUGUGGGAAGGAUUUCAGUUUAAAGAGCAGCCUGCAGAGGCACCAGACCAUUCACACAGGGGAGAAACCAUUCACAUGCGCAAUAUGUGGCAAAAGCUUCUCCCAGAAGGGCACCCUCGACCGGCACCAUAAAAUUCACACCGGGGAAAAACCCUUCAGGUGUACGGAGUGUGGGAAAUGCUUCUCUCAAAAGAGCACCCUUCAAGGACACCAAAAAAUCCACUUGCGUUAAGUGUGCAGAGAGACCACCUACGAGAUAAAACUCUACCCAAAAAUAUUAUUGCCCUCUUAUUAGCCGUCAUGUUUUUCCUUUUAACCCCGCCAUCAACAUCAAUGUGAUUUUAUUAGCAGAUAAGAUGUAGAGUUUAUUCUGACGCCUUCCUGUACAUAACGCUCUCUCUAUCCUGAGCAGUAAUGGGACAUUAUAAGCAACGUCUUCUUUAGGUUUUUUUCCUAAAAUGGAUUGUUUUAUAUGUAAACUCCACCUCAUAUGAAUAUGUCUAUGUAUUUUUGUAUGCUAGUUCUUUAGUUCAGCUCCACUGCCUUUAUGUGUAUGAAUGUGUUCUGCCCGUAAGGUGCCUUUAAUGCUAGCCAUGCAAAUGAUGAAUCAGUGAAGGCUUUAAAUCUAUCAACAGUUAAAGAGAAAGAGAUCACGCUGUGCCAAGGUGGUGGGAAACCCUGAAAAAGAGAUGGUCUGUACUAAAGAAAAAAAGAUUUAUGUGUUGGCCAAUCAAGAACUGCCACCUGGGUCGGAGGAUGCUGAUCCACCUUGUGUGAGCCAUUAGUGCUUUGGGCAACGAGAACAUCUACAAAAGGGGAAAAUGAGUUAGCUCAGGCCUUAAGUUACCCUUUAACUAAACUCUGUAUCAGUGGCUGCCUGACUUUUGGGUUCCUUCCCAGGGAAGCAGUGGCUUGGGGCUCAGCCUGAAUUCCAAUGUGGGUGAAAUUUAAGGAUACCCCUGAAAGCCCAGCUUGGGGAUCACAGGGAAAUGUGGCAAAAGUCAGAUGAAGAAAUGUUUCUGUAACCUUGCUGCGAGCUAAAGGGGGCCUGGCCAAAUGUUGCACCUCAAAAAUGGGCUUGUGAAGUCCAGAAGCUGAACUGCCACCAUGCUCCUGCCACGUGCAAUAUCUGGUACUGGAAGGUCAGACUUUAGGUGAGAUUAUGUGGACAAUCAGUUUGGCCAUCCAUGUAGCAAUGAUUCAGUUAAUUGUUCAAUUUGCCUGUGGCCCCUGGUUCUUGCCAAUGUGCCCCCAUCUGCCCAAACUCCUAGACAGAUAUAGAAAUGGAAGAGAUGUGCCUUUAAAUGUUACACCAUUCACUGCUUUAAUAGAAUAUUUCCUCUUAAAAAACUUCAAAGAGGCCUGCCUGACCCAUAUGCACUGCAAAUCAGCAGAUAUCUAUUGUCACAUAUGUAAAUCGUGUUGGAGGAGAACCCAUCAGCGAGUUGACUCCUCAUCCACCGGGUAUCUGUGGGCCCCCAAUCAUUUGGUGAAGUCAACAUGUAUGGGAAGCUUUA
Molecule: messenger RNA, 3415 nt
Organism: Xenopus laevis (African clawed frog)
Lineage: Eukaryota; Metazoa; Chordata; Amphibia; Anura; Pipidae
Product: gastrula zinc finger protein XlCGF57.1-like
Exons: 5
Coding region: 199-2130 (643 amino acids)
Source: RefSeq, a predicted model, not a curated record